AUGGCUUCGUUUUUAAAGAAAGAAUCAAUUUUAUCUAGUAACAAACACACAACAACAGUGGUUGUACAUCGUGAUAGAGAUACAACUAAAAAGAGACAGAGAUUUAAUAAUAAUAAUAAUAAUAAUAGAAGAGAGAUGGUGGAUCAACAUACAAUCCCAUUGUUUAACAAUGGCGAGAGAUCAUCUUCAUCUUCCUCACCAUCUGUUACACAAAAAGCUAGUGUAUUUCAACAAUUUAAAAUAUUAAUGUAUAAACAAUUACUUUUAUUGGCAAAAAAUAAAGUAAAUACAUUCCUUAGAUUAACAUUCCCAUUUUGGGUAAUGUUGAUUUGUUUGAUCACUGCCAAGAGUAUCAAUCAAUCUGCUAUCAAUGCUCAAACUAAUAGUACUUUUACUCCAACAAACAUGUUUAUUGAUUAUCAAACAAGAUGUGAUUACACAAUGAUGUAUUCAUUUACAAGUGAAAAUGGAAGUAUUGUAGCAGCAGAUACUGAUAUGUUAAAUUUGAUUGCAGAAUUGUUAAAUUUGGAUGCCGGUGUUGAUUUUGCACCGAUUCCAGAACCCUAUCAAUUACCAACUUCAAUGGCAUCGUUGGUUAGAUACCAACAAGGAAAUCAGGGUCACCAAACCACAGGAUUUGCACUUGUCUACUUUACCUUCACCAAUGAAACAUCGAUCAGAUAUGCAAUGACCUAUUAUGUAAACGAUCAAGAUGUAAAGAAUGGUUUUGUAUUUAUGAACUUUAACAACGAUUAUUACAAUACCAUUGAAACUCAAUACUCUUAUUCUAUUCGUCUCGCCAUUGAAAAGGUUCUCCUUUCAAAACUUACAAAUGGUCAAGGUAGUCUUGGAACAGUUCAAACUGUUAAACCUCCCAGUGCUCUUAGUAAUAUGAAUGAUGAUUAUGCUCCUGUUCCUAUAUUUGCAACAUUUACACCAGUAUUUUUAUGGUUUGUAGAGGAAAAGGAAAGAAAGAUUAGAUCAUAUCUUCGUUUAUUUGGUGUUCAUGAUACUCUCUACCUUGCAUCAUGGUUCUUUGAUGGUUUGUUUGCCACUUUUAUCAAUACGGUUUUGGUUUUAUUUAUUGGUAAUGUUUCCAAAAGUGUUUACUUUUUCGCCUAUGGUAAUAGUUCUGCCAUCUUUAUUACCCUUAUGACCUAUGGUAUUAGUUUAACUGCUCUUGCAAUAUUAUUAUCUUCUUUACUUUCUAGAACUAAAGCUGCUGUAAUUAUAGCAGUAUUAAUAUUUUUAAUUUGUUUAUCAGCAACUAUUGUAUUGGCAACUAUGGGAUCAGUAUUUUAUGGUAUUUAUUCGAAAAAGAUUAAGGUCUAUGCUUGGUUGUUGCUUUGGUUGGUUUUGACGCCAUUGGGAAUCACCAAGAUUUUAGGUGACAUUUCAACUGGUAUUUUGGGAAGUGAUAUUUUCAGUGGAUACAAUGGUGUCUCGAAACUGUCCUAUUAUUCCUGGGACGACUUUGUUGGCAAUCUUCCCUAUGAGUCUGACCGUCAUAUUACCACCACCUAUGCAUCCGUCUCUUAUAUGUUUAUUACAUUGGUCAUCUACCUCGUGUUGGCUUGGUACUUUGACAAGAUCAUCCCAGAUGAUUUCGGAGGUCGUAAAUCCCCCCUUUUCCUCUUCCAAGCAAACUAUUGGUUCCCCAACUCUAGACCAUACCCCAUCAGAGAAUACCAGUUACGUGGAUCUGUCCAAUCACACGACCCAGACGUUCUCAAUGAGGCCAACUGUGUCAAUAUGUCCAAUGUCGACCAUCACGCAUUAAUCGUCAGAAAUGUAACCAAACAAUAUGGUAGCAAGCUUGCAGUCAACAAUCUUAGUAUCAGUGCCGAGCGUGGAAAGAUUGUUGCCCUUUUGGGUCACAAUGGUGCCGGCAAGACCACUCUAAUCAAUAUGGUGUCUGGUCAAACCACAAUGAAUAGAGGUGAUGUAUUUAUCCAAGGUUACGAUGUGGCCACUCAAAUGGACCACAUCCGUUCUUCGAUGGGUAUUUGUCCACAAUUUGAUGUUUACUGGCCCGACUUUUCUGCCCGUCAACAUCUCUACAUUAUGACACUGGUCAAGGAAACUCGUUCCAACAUCAACCACGAUGUUGAUGAAAUUCUAAAAUCCGUUAGAUUGUCUUCGGUUGCUGAUAACCCUGUUGGUAGUUACUCUGGUGGUAUGCGUCGUCGUCUAUCAGUUGCCAUGGCUAUCAUUGGUAAUCCUCAAGUUGUCAUUCUUGAUGAACCUACAACUGGAAUUGAUCCAGCAAAUAGAAGAUAUAUUUGGAGAUUAAUUAAAAGUAUAAAGAAUGAUAAAUUAAUUUUAUUGACGAGUCAUGCAAUGGAAGAGUGUGAUCAAUUAGGUGACAAGAUUAUGAUUAUGGAUCAUGGACGAUUGGUUACAGUCGGUACAUCUUUACAUCUCAAAAACAAGCAUGGAUCAGGAUAUAAACUGCAUUUGGUGUCAUCUGAUCCAGAGAAUACCCAACAUACAGUCCGUGAAAAGUUACCUACUGCCAAACUUAUUCGUAUCAACUCUAACAAUAUUAUUUACUCUGUACCAUCGAUGGAGGCCUUGACACACUUCCUUCGCUACCUCACCGCUCAAAAAGAUCCACACAUUACCGAUUGGCAAAUUCAAAAUACAUCUCUUGAAGAUGUAUUCCUUACUUUGGUUGGUGAAGAAGACCAAAAAAAGAAUAAAUAA
This is a messenger RNA of Cavenderia fasciculata, 2706 nucleotides long. Its product is annotated as ABC transporter A family protein. Gene Ontology annotation, biological process: transmembrane transport; lipid transport. Gene Ontology annotation, molecular function: ABC-type transporter activity; ATP hydrolysis activity; lipid carrier activity. The record is from RefSeq and is a predicted model, not a curated record. The coding region runs from base 1 to 2706 and encodes 901 amino acids. The transcript has 9 exons. Gene Ontology annotation, cellular component: membrane; intracellular membrane-bounded organelle. Lineage: Eukaryota; Evosea; Eumycetozoa; Acytosteliales; Cavenderiaceae.